AUGAAUUAUAUACCAGAAACAAAACAAGCUAUUGCAACAACAAUAGAAUUUAUUAUUGAAAGUUUAGAGAGUUAUAAUAUGCAGCUAAUUUCAGCUCAAAGUAAUUAUGCCUCUAACUUGAGCAUGGAACUGUCUAAAUCCAUUGAAAAAAUUAAUUCAUCGCAACAAUCUUACAAAAAUAUCUAUAUGCUCCUUCAGGAAAACAGAAUUUUAAGCGGUACAUUUUUCCAAGUAAUAUUAUAUAUUUCUAAUAAAUUUGAAGCCAUUGACUUAUUUAUCAAACACUUGACUCUAAAUUCUUUUGAUGCUGAAUCUCUGUAUCAAGAAUUUGAAUGGAAUAAUCUAAAAAAAAGCCCAGUCAAAAGCUUAAUAUCUGAAAUUUUGACGAUUGAGAAUAGAAUAAAAAGUAUUUUAUCAAGUUGAUCAGAUUCACCAUUGAUGCCUUUUAAAAUUUCUGUUAUUCAUCCAGAUGACUAUAAAGCAAAAUGGGAUGAAGUCAACGUUUUGAAAGCCGAAAUUGGAAAGAUUGAUGAUAAUUAUCACAAAAUACUAUCUAUUUAUCCACCUUCGAUCAAUAUGAAAACUAUUGAUAGUCUUGCUUUAAUUUUUUUACAAAAAAUCUAUGGAGAAUUUUUAAAUAUAAGAGAAUUACUCAAAGAAUUGUUAGCUCAAAAAGAGAUUAAUCUUAAUCGCUAUGAAAAGAUUUUAAGCUUAUACUGGAAAGGAGGAACCUGCGAUAUAGUGAUUACUUCAUUUGACCCCAGAAUGAGAGAAAUCACAAUUGAUUCCACUGUAACUGAUGUUGCUAAAGAAAUGCCAGGUUCAAUUGGUCCAUGCUCAUCUAUUAUAGCUUUACCAAAUUCUGAAAUUUUUUGUUAUGGUGUGCAUGAUAUUUAUGAGUGUUUUAUCAUGGACUGUAAUCAUCAUAUAAAGAUUAUUCCAAUUACGCAUAACUGCAAAUUUGCUGGAAUUGUAUAUUUUGAAAGCAACGUAUUUGUCUUUGGAGGGCAGACGAGUUGGAAACCCCACCGGCGAGCAAGAAAAUACAAUUUUGCUAUGAAUAGCUGAGAAAAAUUAGCAAUGAUGCCAAAACCUGCUUCCUCAUGUGCGUGCUUAAUAUAUAAGCAAAAAGUUUUACUUUCAGGGCGUGAGCAUAGAUUUCUGUACCUCUAUGAUAUUAAAUUAGAUAGCUAUUCUGAGAUUGUUAAUGGAUUAGGCAAAUCAAAUAAGGUGCUGCUUGGUUCAGACUCAAAAGUAUAUAUUAUUGAAGAAUCUGGGGGAAUUUAUGAAAGUGAAAGAGAUAAUGAAUAUAAAUUUAAUAGGGUUGGUAAUUCUUCGCUUUGCAAUGGUUCUGGGCAAAGCAAUUGAGUUAACAAAUAUGGCUCAAUUUAUUUCAGCAAAUGGAUUGAAAAUCACGGGAUUAAUUAUUAUUGCUUCGACCUAAAAACAAAAAAGAUAACUCUCGUGAAAGACUUGAUAUGGCAAGUUUAUUUUCCUUAA
Blepharisma stoltei is the source of this 1500-nucleotide messenger RNA. Lineage: Eukaryota; Ciliophora; Heterotrichea; Heterotrichida; Blepharismidae. The record is from the annotation of a GenBank genome assembly.